GUGUUUAUGCUGCAUUUGUUUAUAUUUUAGGAAACUAAACCAAAAAAGGCGCGAAUAUGAAAAUCGCCAUCGAAGGCUGUGCCCACGGCGAACUGGAGCGUAUAUACGAAACCAUACAAGGCAUCGAAAAGGAACGCAACAUUAAAGUCGAUCUGCUUCUCUGCUGCGGUGACUUUCAAUCGACGCGAAAUGUUACGGAUUUGCAAACAAUGGCUGUGCCAAGGAAGUACCUGGACAUGUGCACAUUCUACAAAUAUUACAGCGGUGAGCUCGUAGCGCCCAUUCUGACGAUAUUUAUUGGCGGCAAUCACGAAGCCUCCAACUAUUUACAAGAGCUGCCCUACGGUGGUUGGGUAGCACCAAAUAUUUACUACCUUGGCUACGCGGGCGUGGUCACUGUAAAUGGCAUCCGCAUUGCGGGCAUUAGCGGCAUCUACAAAGGCCACGACUUUUUGCGCGGCCACCACGAAUUCCCGCCGUAUACGGAGAAAACAUGUCGCAGCGUCUACCAUGUCCGCCAGUUAGAGGUGUUUCGCCUGAAGCAACUUUCCGGCAAAGUGGACAUAUUCAUGUCGCACGACUGGCCCAGGGGCAUACAAGAAUAUGGCAACAAGGCACAACUGCUGCGGUUUAAGCCACAUUUUACAGAAGACAUAGAAAGUGGGCAGCUGGGCAGUCGUCCGCUCGAGGAACUGUUGAAAGCUGUGCAGCCGACAUAUUGGUUUGCUGCGCAUUUGCAUUGCAAAUUUGCUGCGCUUGUGCCGCACAAUCGAAACUCUAACAAGCCCCUGGAUGCGGAUGAUUCUAGCAGCAGCAGCAGCGAUAGCGAGGGUGAAAAUGAGGACAAGGAUGGGAGCAGCCUACAGCAAGAGCCUGUAGCAGUGCCUGUCACCAAGUUCCUGGCACUAGACAAAUGCCUGCCCAAGCGACGCUUCCUACAGGUGUUGGACAUACCCACCAGUGAGAGCAAUGAUGGCAAAUUAACGCUGGAAUACGACGCCGAAUGGCUCUCGAUAUUGCGCACGACGAAUCAUCUAAUCUCGGUGAAGGAUACCAAUUACUAUUUGCCCGGCAAGAAGGCUGGCAGCAUUGAGGAGCGCUGUAAUUUUACGCCCACCGCCGAGGAGCUAUCACAUAUACGCAGCAAAUUCGAAAGCCUCGAAGUGCCCCAAAACUUUUGUCGCACUGUGCCGGCGUUCGAUCCCGACGAGGAUCACAACUACAAGCAAAUGCACAUUGAGCAGGCAAAUGCACAGCUGAAUCCACAGUGCGUUGAGUUCUGUGCCAUCCUGGGCAUAGACGAUCCGCUUUGCUUGGCCAUGCUGGCCAAUGGCAAGGAUCUUCCACCAACUGGCAGCAUACUGGACAGCUCUGCUGAACUCAAUCUGAAGCAUAGCCCAAAGGAAGUGUCUGUGGACGAGAGCUGCACGUUUCCAGAGCCUUCGGCAACGCCGCCCAAACGUAAACUUAAUCUGUCGCUGCCAGCGCCGACUGCAGCAGCAGAGCCUGACAGGAAUGUCAUUGACCUGCCAGAUGAAGUGGACGAAGAGCCGGAGCCUUCUAUCAAUGAUACGGACGAUUCAAAAAUUGAAGACAGCACUGAAAAUAUUUCCAUUUGUGGUAGUCCCAAUCUCAAGAAGCUCAAGAGACGAAAUCAAAGCAUCUACCAAGCUGAAGAUGACGAUUGAAAUAAAGCUUUAUCGACCUGUU
Messenger RNA from Drosophila novamexicana, 1710 nucleotides. RefSeq names its product lariat debranching enzyme (gene ldbr). The coding region runs from base 57 to 1688 and encodes 543 amino acids. Gene Ontology annotation, molecular function: RNA lariat debranching enzyme activity. Gene Ontology annotation, cellular component: nucleus. Lineage: Eukaryota; Metazoa; Arthropoda; Insecta; Diptera; Drosophilidae. The transcript is spliced from 2 exons. The record is from RefSeq and is a predicted model, not a curated record. Gene Ontology annotation, biological process: mRNA splicing, via spliceosome.